Molecule: messenger RNA, 2244 nt
Organism: Urocitellus parryii (Arctic ground squirrel)
Lineage: Eukaryota; Metazoa; Chordata; Mammalia; Rodentia; Sciuridae
Gene: Slc7a11
Product: solute carrier family 7 member 11
Biological process (GO): amino acid transmembrane transport
Cellular component (GO): membrane
Molecular function (GO): L-amino acid transmembrane transporter activity
Source: RefSeq, a predicted model, not a curated record
GCUAGGGCGGCGGAGCCCGGGCGGCAGCCACGGUGCUGGGACCUGGAGCAGGGACCAAGAGCCCCGGGAACACACAGGUGCCCGAGAGUCAUUCGAGCGCUUUGAAGGAUAAAAUAACACCUUUGAGUUUUUCACCUGUGAACACAAUAGCGCUGAGACCCUCUGAAAGCAGAGAGGAGGAGACCGAUCAGUCACCCCCAGAGACACUAAAAGUUUUGCUUUUUCUUCCCCUGUUCGAUUUUUGCCCCGAGUGUCACUACUAUGGUCAGAAAGCCCGUGGUGGCCACUAUCUCCAAAGGAGGCUACCUGCAGGGAAAUGGGAAGGGGGCGCUGCCCUCCGCGGGGGACAGCGAGCCCCCGGGGCCGGAGAAAGUGGUGCUGAAGAAGAAGAUCACGCUGCUGAGGGGCAUCUCCAUCAUCACCGGCACCAUCAUCGGAGCCGGGAUCUUCAUCUCCCCCAAGGGCGUGCUGCAGAACACGGGCAGCGUGGGACUGUCGCUCAUCAUCUGGACCGCCUGUGGGGUCCUGUCCCUCUUUGGAGCCUUGUCCUAUGCUGAAUUGGGAACAAGCAUAAAGAAAUCUGGAGGUCAUUAUACAUAUAUUCUGGAAGUGUUUGGCCCAUUACUAGCCUUUGUGCGAGUCUGGGUGGAACUGCUCAUAAUACGCCCUGCAGCUACAGCUGUGAUAUCCCUGGCAUUUGGACGCUACAUCCUGGAACCGUUUUUUAUUCAGUGUGAAAUUCCUGAACUGGCAAUCAAGCUCGUUACAGCUGUGGGUAUAACUGUGGUGAUGGUUCUAAAUAGCAUGAGUGUCAGCUGGAGUGCCCGGAUCCAGAUUUUCCUAACCUUUUGCAAGCUCACAGCAAUUCUGAUAAUUAUAGUCCCUGGAGUUAUACAGCUAAUUAAAGGGCAAACCCAACACUUUCAAGAUGCCUUUUCAGGAAGAGAUGCCAGUAUUAUGGGGUUGCCCCUGGCUUUUUAUUACGGAAUGUAUGCCUAUGCCGGCUGGUUUUACCUCAAUUUUGUUACUGAAGAAGUAGACAACCCUGAAAAAACCAUCCCCCUUGCUAUAUGUAUAUCCAUGGUCAUCGUCACUGUUGGCUACGUGCUAACCAACGUGGCCUACUUUACCACCAUUAGCGCUGAUGAACUGUUGCUUUCCCAUGCAGUGGCAGUGACCUUUUCUGAGCGGCUCCUGGGAAAUUUCUCAUUAGCAGUUCCCAUCUUCGUUGCCCUCUCCUGCUUCGGCUCUAUGAAUGGGGGUGUGUUUGCUGUCUCCAGGUUAUUCUAUGUUGCGUCUCGAGAGGGUCACCUUCCAGAAAUCCUCUCCAUGAUUCAUGUCCGCAAGCACACUCCUCUGCCAGCUGUUAUUGUUUUGCACCCUUUGACAAUGAUAAUGCUCUUCUCUGGAGACCUCUACAGUCUUUUGAAUUUCCUCAGUUUUGCCAGGUGGCUUUUUAUCGGGCUGGCAGUUGCUGGACUGAUUUAUCUUCGAUACAAACGCCCAGAUAUGCACCGUCCUUUCAAGGUGCCGCUCUUCAUCCCGGCCCUCUUCUCCUUCACGUGCCUCUUCAUGGUUGCCCUUUCCCUCUAUUCGGACCCAUUCAGUACUGGAAUCGGCUUCCUCAUCACUCUGACUGGGGUGCCUGCGUAUUAUCUCUUUAUCAUAUGGGAUAACAAACCCAGGUGGUUUAGAAGAAUGUCAGAUAGAAUAACCAGAACAUUACAGAUAAUACUGGAAGUUGUACCAGAAGAAGAUUGUCGCAAAUUAUGAACUAAUGCAUUGAAAUCCUGACACUCUUCCCAAGGGAGAGAUGCAAUAUGGAUCUUUAAUUCAUUUCCUGAAAACCUGGAGUAUUGCAACUUUGGUGAUGGACUAAAGGAAUCAUUUGUUUUUAUUCAUAGYUCAUGUAUUAAAACUGAUUUCUGAGAAAUUUAGUCAAAACUCUAUGUAGUUGUAGAAAACUAAUAUGCAAAUUGCAUCAUGAGUUCACAUAAUUCUUGAGUCUCUGAAAGCUAGCUACUUGUAGGGACUAGGGAAAAAGACUAAAGGAAUAGACAGUUAAUAUAGUGGUCAUUCUCUACAACGUAUGUAUCAUGACUGAGAACUUUUACAUUGAUGACUGAGAUGUUUUCUGUACAUAGGGGUUUUGUAAACAUGGUUUUACAUACUGUAGAUGACUAUACUGUGAAAAUGUUUUCUAUUGUUCUGAGAAAAAAGAAUAUAUGUUAUUGUUGUGGCAAA